Porites evermanni is the source of this 1499-nucleotide messenger RNA. NCBI's taxonomy places the organism in Eukaryota, Metazoa, Cnidaria, Anthozoa, Scleractinia, Poritidae. The record is from the annotation of a GenBank genome assembly.
AUGAAGCACGUAGAUGAAGAGUCGGCACAAAAGUUAACCGUGAGGAGACUUUUUCUAACGCGUGGGAAGCUUAAAGCGUCCAGUCGCACCUCGGCUCUGAUGUCAGGGUUUGCAAUGGUAACAAAUUUUUCCUGUUUUGUUUUGUUUUGUUUUUUUUUAAGGAAUAAACAAAUGUAGCCGCAAUUUUCUAAAGAAUGAAAACUCCAAUCCUUUGAAAAAUCCGCCGUCCUUAAAGGAAGAAAUUGGUGUAAAAGAUUGUUUACUUGUUCAAUUUACAAGUUUGCUUCUGUUUACUCUUAAAAUUUAUACACAGUAGCUUGAUGUUUGUAGCUAAAGUUAAGCUGAUAAAUGCAGGGUAAAAGCGUUGUUUAACUUAAAUAUUAAGAUUUACGCUUAAUAUUUUAAUGACAGGCUUACUUUAAGUUAAUGUAAGUUCUCUUAUUGUUUUAUCAAUGACUUCGACGUCGUAUUCACAGCAAUUUGGUGUACAACAUUCCAGAGUUUCGCGAAUAUUAUGCAAGGUACAACAAAAUUUAGGAUCGAUUAUUAGCCACAGUUCAAGUCAAAACAAAAAACAAAAAACUGGAAUAAUAACAUGAUCGAUCUAGACAUUGACUUUCCGCUCCAGUAUAACCCAAACAUUUGCCUGUUUUUGGCCUUGUUUUGCUGAUGGGCCUGGCUCAGGCUUUUUUGUGUCUUAAAAAGGGUGGGCAUGAUCACAGGCGAGGAUGCCUAUGUACCGAGCCAAGACUUGAGCCAGGACUUGAUGCAGGCUCAGUUUGUCAAUCCUGCCUUUUGGGUAUCAAAAUAUCAUAAGCUGCCGACCAAUAUUUUUCUAGACACGUUAUUUUCAACUAGUUAGCUCAAUUCUUUGGCUCUCUGGUGCCCAAAUCUGUGCCUAGUUUUGAUGAAAAAUUUUCUUUGAUAAUGUUGGUGCUAGUUAAACUGUUUACUUACAAACUCUUUAUUUGCAGAUAGCAAUGGUUGAAAUUCAACUAGACGAUGGUAUUCCCAAAGGAUUAUUGAUAGCAUUUAGCGUGAUGACCACAAUUCUCAUCUCAGUGCAUGUCUUUGCACUUAUGAUAUCUGUCUGCAUUCUGCCAAACAUUGAUGGAGUGGCAAAUAUCCACCAACAAGGUACACAAGUAGUUCGAGAUUCACCACAUGAAAAACUCCACAUCCACAUUGAGAUUGCAUGGAUUUUCUCAACAGGGCUAGGAACACUUCUUUUCUUAGCAGAGAUUGCAAUAAUCUGUUGGGUCAAGUUCUACCGGCACAGCCAAACUGCAGCUUUGGCGGCAUCUGUGGUGUUGGUCCCAGUGUGUAUUGUGUUUGUGUGGUUUGCUAUUCAUUUUUACCGAUCUCUUGUUCAACAUAAGUAUGAAAGGUCUUUCCAGGGAAUUGAAGAACUUCAACAGAUUGCAAAUCAGUUACACACUGAUACAGGAACGUCACCAAGUACACCAACUCCAAGUCCUAUUCCCAAUAACAGAGCUUAA